Molecule: messenger RNA, 504 nt
Organism: Plectropomus leopardus (leopard coralgrouper)
Lineage: Eukaryota; Metazoa; Chordata; Actinopteri; Perciformes; Serranidae
Source: RefSeq, a predicted model, not a curated record
UGGCUGCAGGUGUUUGCGGUGCGUUCAGGGGGAGCCACCGGAGUGGUGGUCAAAGGCCCGGACGACAAGAGCAGUGUUGCCUUCAGGAUGGACGAUAAAGGAGAAGUGAAGUGUAUCAAGUUCUCCAUCGGAAAUAAGAUUCUGGCUGUUCAGAGGACGUCAAAAUCUGUGGAUUUUAUCAACUUCAUACCCGACUAUCCUCACACAGAGUUCACCCAGGAAUGCAAGACGAAGAACGCGAGUGUUUUGGGUUUCUGUUGGACCAACUGGAACGAGAUCGUCUUCAUCACAGAUCAGGGGAUCGAGUUCUACCAGGUGUUUCCAGACAAACGCAGUCUGAAGCUGCUGAAGAGUCAGAGCAUCAACGUGAACUGGUACCAGUACUGUCCAGAGACGGCUGUCAUCCUGCUGUCCACCACCGUGCAGGGCAACGUCCUGCAGCCCUUCGCCUUCAGGGUCAGCUCACACUCAUCAUCUGAAUUUAUUUUAGAUUUAUUUAUUUAG